Molecule: messenger RNA, 5936 nt
Organism: Talpa occidentalis (Iberian mole)
Lineage: Eukaryota; Metazoa; Chordata; Mammalia; Eulipotyphla; Talpidae
Gene: EPB41
Product: erythrocyte membrane protein band 4.1
Exons: 20
Coding region: 96-3035 (979 amino acids)
Biological process (GO): cortical actin cytoskeleton organization
Cellular component (GO): plasma membrane; cytoskeleton
Molecular function (GO): actin binding; structural molecule activity
Source: RefSeq, a predicted model, not a curated record
AGGGCCCGGGCCUCGGACGCCGGCGCCUCCUCCCGCUAUUGUUCACCGGGCGGCUGCAGCGGCGGGCGCGGGAGCCCCGGCCCCGCGGCAACACCAUGACAACAGAGAAGAGUUUAGUGGCUGAGGCUGAAAAUUCACCACACCAACAACAGAAGGAAGAGGGUGAGGGAGCCACAAACACAGGCCAACAAGAAACUCAGCUGGGAGAGGCUUCUCAAGUGGCAGCUGAGGGAGAUAAUCAUUGUGAGCAGAAGCUAAAAGCAUCUAAUGGAGAUACUCCUACACAUGAAGACUUGAUCAAAAACAAGGAGCGGACAUCAGAAAACAGGGGCCUGUCACGGCUGUUCUCCUCAUUUCUCAAAAGGCCUAAAUCUCAAGUGUCUGAGGAAGAAGGCAAAGAAGUAGAGUCAGCUAAAGAGAAAGGUGAAGGAGAUCAGAAAGUGAUUGACUUUGGAACCAGUCUUGAUGAGGAGAUCAUUUUAAAGGCCCCAAUUGCCGCUCCUGAACCUGAACUCAAGACUGACCCAUCUUUGGAUCUCCAUUCGUUAAGCAGUGCAGAGACACAGCCUGCUCAGGAAGAACACAGAGAAGAUACAGAUUUUGAAACUAAGGAAGGAGGAGUUGAAGAUUGCUCUAAAAUAGAAGUAAAAGAAGAAAGUCCUGAGUCAAAAGCAGAAAGAGAACUAAAAGCUUCCCAGAGAUCAACCAGAAGACACAGAAACAUGCACUGCAAGGUUUCUCUGCUGGAUGACACAGUUUAUGAAUGUGUUGUGGAAAAGCAUGCCAAGGGGCAAGAUUUGCUUAAACGAGUGUGUGAGCACCUUAAUCUUUUGGAAGAAGACUAUUUUGGUCUAGCCAUUUGGGAUAACACAACCUCUAAGACAUGGCUGGAUUCUGCCAAAGAAAUAAAAAAACAAGUUCGUGGUGUCCCUUGGAAUUUCACAUUUAAUGUAAAAUUUUAUCCACCUGAUCCAGCACAGUUAACAGAAGAUAUAACAAGGUAUUAUUUAUGUCUUCAGCUCCGGCAGGACAUAGUUGCAGGACGCCUGCCCUGUUCCUUUGCAACCUUAGCAUUGUUGGGUUCUUACACCAUCCAGUCUGAGCUGGGAGACUAUGACCCAGAGCUCCAUGGGGCAGAUUAUGUCAGUGACUUUAAACUGGCCCCAAAUCAGACCAAGGAACUUGAAGAGAAGGUCACGGAACUACAUAAAUCAUACAGGUCCAUGACUCCAGCUCAGGCUGACUUGGAAUUUCUUGAGAAUGCCAAAAAGUUGUCAAUGUAUGGUGUUGACCUUCAUAAAGCAAAGGACCUAGAGGGAGUGGAUAUCAUUCUAGGUGUCUGCUCUAGUGGCCUUCUGGUUUACAAAGAUAAGCUGAGAAUUAACCGCUUUCCUUGGCCCAAAGUGCUGAAGAUUUCUUACAAACGUAGCAGCUUUUUCAUCAAGAUUCGACCUGGAGAGCAAGAACAGUAUGAAAGUACCAUUGGAUUCAAACUUCCCAGUUAUCGAGCAGCUAAGAAAUUAUGGAAAGUCUGUGUAGAGCACCACACAUUUUUCAGGCUGACAUCUACAGACACCAUUCCUAAAAGCAAAUUUCUUGCACUGGGAUCCAAGUUUCGAUAUAGCGGCCGAACUCAGGCUCAGACCAGGCAAUACAGUGCUCUGAUUGACAGGCCUGCCCCACACUUUGAGCGCACAGCGAGCAAACGGGCAUCCCGGAGCCUUGAUGGAGCAGCUGCUGAUUCAGCAGACCGAAGUCCUCGGCCCACAUCUGCACCAGCCAUUGCUCAGAGUCAGGUCACAGAAGGCAGUGUCCCAGGUGCACCUCUCAAAAAACCAGUGGCUUCUAAAACACCGAAGGAAACAGUGAAGGUUGAAGUAAAAAGGGAAGAAGUGCCACCUGAGCAAAUUGAGCCAGAGCUCACAGAAUCAUGGAAGAAAAAGAGAGAGAGACUAGAUGGUGAAAACAUUUAUAUCAGACAUAGCAAUUUAAUGUUGGAGGAUUUAGACAAAAGUCAAGAAGAAAUCAAAAAACAUCAUGCCAGCAUCAGUGAGCUGAAAAAGAACUUCAUGGAAUCUGUACCAGAACCACGGCCUAGUGAAUGGGAUAAGCGCUUAUCCACUCACUCCCCCUUCAGAACACUUAACAUCAACGGGCAAAUCCCCACAGGAGAAGGAAAUAUAAAUGGCAUUCGCACAGAGGAGGUGGCUGCUGUGGCCAAGGAGCCAUCUACCAACCUCAUCUCUGAAUGGGAGGGCCCCAAGCAGUCAGUAAUUCCUAGUAAGAACCAAAUGGCCACCCCAUCGGAGUCUCCACAAAGCACUGACUUUGGUUCCCUCUCCAUAAACAGCAAGGAGGCUGAACAGAAGGCGCAGGGGGCAGCUGGCUCUCUUGAUAUUAAGGAAAUGCCAAGAGACCCAAGAGGGGAAUGUAUAGGAGUGGAGGAACAGGCCAGUGCCUUAAAGUUCUCAGUAGCAUCAGCUUCCUCUCGGCUGCAACUUGAUGGAAAAAAGGCAGAGAGUAGUGAAGAACAUGUAACACCAGGAGAGCCUCUUGGAAAGCAAAAUGGAUUUCUUGACUCUUGUGUGGGUAACCAGUUCUCCACCCUCAUUCGAAGUUUCCAGCCUCCCCUGGUGAAGACUCAGACGGUCACCAUCUCAGAUACUGCCAAUGCUGUGAAAAGUGAAAUCCCAACCAAAGACGUCCCCAUUGUCCACACUGAGACCAAGACCAUCACUUAUGAGGCUGCCCAGGCUGAUGACAGCAAUGGGGAUUUGGACCCAGGAGUCUUGCUGACCGCUCAGACCAUCACCUCCGAGACCACAAGCAGCACCACCACAACUCAGAUUACCAAGACUGUGAAAGGUGGGAUUUCGGAGACCCGGAUUGAAAAGAGAAUUGUCAUCACAGGAGAUGCCGACAUUGACCAUGAUCAGGUGCUCGUCCAGGCCAUCAAGGAAGCAAAGGAGCAGCAUCCAGACAUGUCAGUGACUAAGGUGGUCGUCCAUCAGGAGACCGAGAUCUCUGAGGAAUGAGCUCAGGAACUAUCCUACCCCCAACUCCCUGCCCACCUCCUAUCCAAGAGAAAACCAGCAAAAUGAUAAAGAAAAAGCAAACCCGCUUCAGUAGGACUUCAGACUUUCAAGAUUAUUCAUCAGAAAAUUCUUUCAUUUUCUAUUUGGAGUUUAUAACAAGCAUCUUCUACAGAAUCUCAUUGAUCCUUUCUAAUACCUUUUCUACAUUGUGAUACCAGAAAUUGUUCAACUUUUCACUCUUUGACUGUUUUUAAAAUAGCUUUUUGGUUUUUAUGGGUGGUUUAUAACCCCAUUCAACCUAGCCUCUCCCCAUUUAUUCCAACCCAGAUACUGACAGAGUCCACCGAAUUCUUUGGGAAGUCCUCCAGAGACUCUGUCGGCUGUGUUGGGGGCCAAAGCCAGCUUAAUGGGGCUUCCCUGCUCCUUCCCUUCUUUUAAAUCCUUUGAAUGUCAGCAGAAACUUCAUAAACCAGCCCUGUCUCGGAGCCAGUGGUGUGACUUCACCAGAAUGUCCUGCGAGGCAACUGUCCUGAUCCAUAGAACCAGGAAAAUGUCCCUGACCCCUUGUUGAUGGUGGUUUUGGUGAGACAGAGACCUCUGCUAAGAAUGUAUUGUUUUUCCUCCCUCGCCUGUUCUUUGUGGAGCUUCUUUAGAACAAAGACGUGAGAAGUUGCUUCAGAUAGAUCUGAUACUGUGAAUGUUUGAACAUAUCUGUGGCCUUCACCCUCCUGCCCUCCCUCUUCAACUGCCCUCUUACCUCAUCAGAAGCAGUGGCUCUGCCAAGUGCUCCCCUCACCUUCCAUCUCAGGAGACCAAAACUCACGGAAAAAUAGGCACUUUUGGCCAAAAGCUGUAAUGGCACAUUUUAAAUAGUGAUUUGGGAAGGAAAGUUAAUGAGUUUUUUUUUAAACAGGUUUUCUAGUUUUGGAAAUGUGCUCUUCACAUGGGGGAAUGAGUGGAGUUUACCUCCGUCAGUUCCUGCUUAAAAGUAUUUCUAGGAGACCGUCCCUGGGCCUCUUGCGCUAAUCCCGGGUUACAGGGAGUGUGACUCACACGGUAGGGCGGACUCCUUUCUUCUCCUCACCAGCACCUGCCUGCAGGCACCCUUCUGGUUUUAGGGCCCACCCUCCCCACAAACCCCACAUGACGGAGAGCCUAAACACCAGCUCCCCUCAGUCCCUCUUGCUAUCUGAGGUCUGUCAGGUUUUAUAGGCUUGAUUUUUGUGGUGGAUUUUGGGUUUGAUUGUUUUAGUUUGGUUUGGUUUUGAAAAUGAUUACUGAUGCUCCUAGCCCACCAUUCCUGAUAAAGAUCUGGGGGCAUUUUGGCUCAAUAGGAUUUCUUUAAUCUUCUGGUCUCCCGUAAUCAGAUCUGCCCGGAAGUUCUUAAGAGCUUGAAUUCUAAGACCGAAGUGAACUUCACGAGAUAGAUGGUGGGUCACAGCCGGCAAUCACUGGGGGCCCAGGGGCAGUGAGCAAAAGAGAGAAAAGCCUGAAGCCUCUGUUCCCCACAGCGGGGGCCAGUGAUGUGUCCAGAGCCUCUACUGAUGGGGUUCUGUUUAGACAAACUCCAUUGGUUUGAACUGAUUUCAGGAAUGUGCGUUUCCUUAGAGCAAUUAUGUGAGACCGUGACUAACCAGCAGCAGCUCCCCCUGGGGAGAGGCAGGAGGAUUUGGGUGACUAUGUGACAGGCCUGGGGAAAGGAGAUCGCCCCAUCUCAGGAAUAGACUUACAGCCUGUGGGCAUAGGCUCUGAAAUGGGCCAUGAUGCCAGGAGCGGUGGCUAAGUUAAAAACCCAGCUCACACCAACAAGCAAAUCUGUGAGCUUGCUCCCCAACGCCAGCUGUCCUGCUGAAAGCCACUUGGCUCACAAAGCUGAAACCUAUGGGACAAAAAGGAUGGCAGACAGGAAGAGGACACAGCACAUCCACUGCUCUGGCAUGUGGAAUGUUCUGUAUGGUCCGGAUCAGGGGGUCUAGACUUUCCCUCAGCGUCACCAGCUCACUACACUUCUCCUCUGCACCCCCCCUGUCUAUAAAUUGGAUCAGGAGCUCUCUAAACACCCGCCCAGCACUGAGAGCUGAGGUUUGGACAGCCAGCAAGAGGGGUGUCCUUCCAAACUUCUUCCCCUUUUCUCCGUCUCUGUAACAGAUCUUGGGAGUUGGCAAUUGUGUGGAUUUUUUUCCUUCCUGCAAUUAUGUGUGUGUGAAGAAAAAUAGACUCUGUCCAGGUGGAUACAGUGAGGAGGGGAGAAGAGAGUUUCAUUUCCAGGGUUAGAGACUUGGCAGUAAUUUUCCAAGUGACUCAGACACACCACAGUAACAACUCUUGCUGCAAUUUUAUUUUUAUUCCACUUGAGAAAUAAAGAUUUCCUCCAAGCCACACGAGGUCUCUGCCACCCACCCACCCACCCAGCAGGAUUUAUAAGCUGAGGGCCACAGAGCCCAGUCAGGGCCUGUGGGCCCCUCCCAGAGGCUCCCCCACCCCAGUGUGCUGCGGAGCAGCUGCGGGCGAGGGGACAACAUCCACGAGGGAAGUGGAGCCAGAGCUCCAGCCUGGCCCACACCGAGGAAUGCUCCAGGAAACGCCUGCCAGGAGCUCAGCCCCAGCCUGGUUUUUACAAAUCUCUCUGAAAUGUAUUAUUUUGGUGACAAAAAUGAAGGAGCUUUGUAAAUUUUUUUAAAAAUUAUGAAUCAUAUCAAGUAGUUUACAUUUCUCGGCAAACUAGGAACAAUGGCAACAGAAUCGAAUUGGCAACAUCCUUAGAUUAAAUAGGCAAUAAUUAGGCCUGCUGUUUGGCCUUCGGUAGUAAGGAAAGUGGUUGUAGUGUUUAGUAUGUGUUUGGUCUUGCUUCUUGUAUUGCAUUUUUCAAUAAAUUUAAAAAAAAAUUGACUCUGGGAGGAU